AUUUAAAUACACUGUGUUCAGUUGCUGUGCUCUGUUAAUUAGCAUAUUUCGAAAUGCCAUUAAAUGAGUGUUUAUUAAUGUUUAUGUGAGAUUUCAAUUAGGAAACUUUGGAAUACCUUUUUUGUUCACUAGUGUUAGUGCAAGUUUUGAACUAGGAAACUAUAAGGAUAUAUUUCUUCCCUAAUGUUUGUGUGAGAUUUGAUCAAGGAAACUCUAAGGAUAUAUUUCUUGUUCCCCAAAGUUAGUGUGAGAUUUGACCAAGGAAACACAUUGGAAUAGCUUUCUUCUGUCUCCCAGUGUUAGUGUGAGCUUUGAGCAAGGAAACACAUUGGAAUAGCUUUCUUCUGUCCCCCAGUGUUAGCGUGAGGCCAUGUGAACACCUGGACGUGUGGGUCAGUUGCUCACAUGAUUCGAAGGGUCAACAGCUGGCGAGAUCUGGGCGCCGACACGGCUGGCACCAGCACCUUCGGGGUGCCCCUGAGCCCCACCUGGGGUGGCGCCCACGUGCCAACGGAGCCGUCAAGGGACAGCAAACAUGAUAUGGGGGAGCAACCAAUCUUCACCACACGGGCCCAUGUGUUCCAGAUUGACUCGGCCACCAAGAAGGAGUGGGUGCCGGCCAGCAAGACAUCGGUCAGUGUCUCCUACUACUACGACAGCGCCAGAAACACCUACAGGAUCAUCAGCGUGGAUGGUUCCAAGGCUAUUGUCAACAGCACAAUCACCCCCAACAUGACCUUCACAAAAACAUCCCAGAAGUUUGGCCAGUGGUCAGAUCCCAGGGCCAACACUGUCUAUGGCCUGGGGUUUGCCACAGAACAGGAGCUGACCAAGUUCAUAGAAAAAUUUAAAGAGAUCAAAGAACUGACCAGACAGGCAGCAGGGCUGAAGCAGCCAGAGGUGAAUGGCACUGACAACCACGCACCAUCCCCACAGCCAACCAGACAGACAAUGCAUCAGAGAACCAACAGUCUUUCAUCCAUCCAGAAUGAGUCUGGAAGUCUUCGAGAGAGGCGCAAUUCUUUUACACAAGGAGGAACAAAUGGCCUCCCUGCCAGCACCUCCACAGAGGCUCAGCUCAAAUAUGAGAACGACCGUCUCAAGCUGGCAUUAGCUCAAAGUUCGGCUAAUGCCAAGAAGUGGGAGGUGGAGCUCCAGACCUUGAAGAACAACAACGCCCGCCUGACAGCAGCACUACAGGAGAGUACAGCCAACGUGGAGGAGUGGAAGAAACAGCUGGCCGCCUACAAGGAAGAAAGUGUGAGGUUGAAAAAAAGACUGCUGGACCAUGACAAGGGUGCUGGGGGGGACCCCCUGAUGGUGGGUCAGCUGACUGACCAGCUGGAGAGGAUUCGCCUUGAGAACCAUAACAAACAGGAGGAGAUCAAACGAUUAACGAGUCAGCUUCAAGAAUUUGCACUUAAAGAUGCCCAGGCUGCUUCAUUACAGUCUAGAAUCCAGACUCUGGAAGAAGAGAAUCAUUCUCUGAGCCUCCGCCUGCAAGACAGCCAGAGACAGCUGCAGGAAUGUAGGUCAUCAAAGGAGCAGGAUUCCAGGGAGCUGGUACGGCUUCAGGAAAUCCUUGGCGCCAAGCUCUCAGAGCUGUACGACACCCAUGAGACGAUUCUCUCAGUCAUCAGGAGGGAAUCCAACAGCUAGCUUGUUGUGCUACAGCUAGACCGCAAGUAUUUUCAAAUCACAGGAAGCGAGAGAUUGACCUGUAGUUGAUUGGAAGCAAGAGAUUGACCUGUAGUUGAUUGGAAGCAAGAGAUUGACCUGUAGUUGAUUGGAAUGGCUGAAUGUUGAUCUACACAGGGACACUGUUUAAAGUUUCUCACUUAUCUUAGCAAAUCUCUUGUGUGGUUGUGCACAUCAUCAAUGUGGUUGUGCUCAUGACACAUGUGGUUGUGCUCAUGACACAUGUGGUUGUGCACAUCAUCAAUGUGGUUGUGCUCUUGACACAUAUGAUUGUGCUCAUCACAAAUAUGGUUCCUGGAAUUGCCGUCCUAUUCAUAUAUCAUUUCUCAUCAUGUGGAGAUAUUUUUAUCAAAUUUGCGCUGACAAAUGAACUCACUGAUCUGAACACCCUUCAUUGUUUUCUCACCUUAUUCUUUGUGCGCUUUAUCAUCAAAUGUUAAUUUACAAUUCUUGUGUAAGAGGAGAAAAAUAAUAGUUAUAGAUCUGUGUAGUAAAGAGACAUUGAUGUGAGUUUAAUGUAAAACAGAUGGUCAAAUUUUAUGUUCAAUACAUGCAAAUGUCACUGUUGUUGAUAGAUAGAUUAUUUUCUUUUUGUGAAUUUAAAAAUCAUCUGUGUAACUCUCCACAACAUAUCAGAGACAAUUUGUAUUUUAUUUUACUAUAACUUUAUAAUCUCUCAGUUGUAUUUGGUUUUAUUAUACUCAAACUUGUUACUUAUUUGUUUACUAAUUAAUUGAUUAGGACGUUAAAGAAAGUAAUUGUGUGAUAUUAUCUUACAUGAACUUGUUUUUUCUUGUAAGAAAACAUCUCAUGCUCUUCUGUUGUACAAAUGCUAAUGUCAAUGUAAUCAAAUGAACAAAUGAGUUUUUUUCUGUUAAAUUUGGCUUUACAUGUAUUUAAUUAAUAUAAGCAAUUUUGCUGAUUUUUUUUUUGUUUUCAUUAAUAAAUUAGGGCUGUUCUCUGUGUAAAUUGUGAUUGAUUUACUGCUAGAAAACAGCGCACUUAAUUUUUUUUUUACUGUACAUAUAUUAGAUUUUAAAAUUAACCAGUGUAGAUGUUCCUGUUAUGUGAUUUCUUGAGAUUUUUGGCCUGCGGUGCCAAACGAAAGUUGGAUGUUCCAAAUUUAAUGUUGGUUAUCAUUGGUGGGGUUGCAUUGGCGACUCACAGGCCAGAUGGUAUAGAUUUUUUUAACAGCUUUGGUUGUGCAAUGAUGUCAGGCAGGGAUGUAUUGGCAAUACCAGCACAAAUGGUAGAAGUUGUGCAAUAGUAGUUGGUAGGCAAGUUUAGUGGUGUUGAUACAAAAGGGUAAAUCUUGAAAUAGUUAAGUGGUGUUGAUACAGAAUGGUGAAUCUUGAAAUAGUUAAGUUUAGUGGUGUUGAUACGGAAUGGUAAAUGUUGAAAUAGUGAAGUUUAGUAGUUUUGAUACAGAAUGGUGAAUCUUGAAAUAGUUACGUUUAGUGGUUUUGAUACAGAAUGGUGAAUCUUGAAAAUAGUAAAGUUUACUGGUGUUUAUACAGUUUGGUAAAUCUUGAAAUAGUAAAGUUUAGAGGUGUUGAUACAGGUCAGUGAGAAUUGAAAUAGCAAAGUUUAGAUUUGGGUUAAUGCUAAUGUAGACACUGUCAGACUGUAUACAUUAUUUUACAAGGGUUUACAUUGGGAUAUUUUAGUUAGCAUUUCAAAAGUUUAAAAAAAAAAAUACUAUUUU
Molecule: messenger RNA, 3403 nt
Organism: Physella acuta
Lineage: Eukaryota; Metazoa; Mollusca; Gastropoda; Physidae
Product: homer protein homolog 2
Biological process (GO): G protein-coupled glutamate receptor signaling pathway
Molecular function (GO): G protein-coupled glutamate receptor binding
Source: RefSeq, a predicted model, not a curated record